AGUCGACACAAACCGAAAAAUGCAACGAGAAAAAUCAAGCAGCGCCGGCGCGGCUGAAAAGCCCGACCGUGAGGCCGCCAUCAUGUCCAAAUACUACGAUGGAGUCGAGUUUCCUUUCUGCGACGAGUUCUCCAAAUACGAGAAAAUGGCCAAAAUUGGACAGGGAACCUUCGGGGAGGUGUUCAAAGCCAAACACAGGCAGACUGGGAAGAAGGUGGCUCUGAAGAAAGUUCUGAUGGAAAACGAGAAAGAAGGGUUCCCAAUCACGGCUCUGAGAGAAAUCAAGAUCCUGCAGCUGUUGAAACAUGAGAACGUGGUAAAUCUGAUUGAGAUCUGCAGAACCAAAGCCUCGCAGUUCAACAGGUAUAAAGGCAGCAUCUACCUGGUCUUUGACUUCUGUGAGCACGACCUGGCCGGCCUGCUGAGCAACGCCAACGUGAAGUUCACGCUGGCUGAGAUCAAGAAGGUGAUGCAGAUGCUGCUGAACGGGCUGUACUACAUCCACAGGAACAAGAUUCUCCACAGAGACAUGAAGGCAGCCAACGUUCUGAUCACCAGAGACGGAGUCCUGAAGCUUGCCGACUUCGGUCUGGCUCGGGCCUUCAGCCUUGCAAAGAACAGCCAGGGGAACCGCUACACCAACCGGGUCGUCACGCUGUGGUACCGACCUCCAGAGCUGCUGCUGGGUGAACGAGACUACGGGCCCCCCAUCGACCUGUGGGGGGCGGGCUGCAUCAUGGCAGAGAUGUGGACCCGGAGCCCCAUCAUGCAGGGGAACACAGAGCAGCACCAGCUGACCCUGAUCAGCCAGCUGUGCGGGUCCAUCACCCCGGAGGUCUGGCCCGGCGUGGACAAGAAGUACGAGCUGUACCAGAAGAUGGAGCUGCCCAAAGGUCAGAAGAGGAAGGUGAAGGACCGCCUCAAAGCCUACGUCAAAGACCCCUAUGCUCUGGACCUCAUCGAUAAGCUCCUGGUUCUGGAUCCGGCUCAGCGGACCGACAGUGACGACGCGCUCAACCACGACUUCUUUUGGUCUGACCCGAUGCCGUCGGACCUGAAGAACAUGCUCUCCACCCACAACACCUCCAUGUUCGAGUACCUGGCGCCGCCCAGGCGGAGAGGACACAUGCCCCAGCCACAGCCCAACCAGAACCGGAACCCGGCCACCACCAAUCAGUCUGAGUUUGACCGGGUGUUCUAGAGUGGAACCGAUGUCUGACCAGAACAGAACUUUGGUUGUUACAACCAGGAGAUAAAAACAUUUAGAUUUCUCCUGUGACUUGUUACGUUCUGAUCUGACUUCAGGAGUCAGACCGUUACCAUGGCAACCACAUCAGGAGAAAAGACCCGAACAAUAAAAAAACUCUUCUUUUCUCUGUUCGACUGUUUUUGGUAAUAAUCGGGAGCUGAGGCAGCGUUCUCUCCUUCAGCAGUUUGAGCACUAACAGCUAAACUUCAGCUUGUUCAGGACACUCAGACUUUUGGGUUUUGUAGCUUUUGUGUGUUUGAAAGGUUUAAAAAAAUUUAACUGAAAUU
Messenger RNA from Nematolebias whitei (Rio pearlfish), 1536 nucleotides. RefSeq names its product cyclin-dependent kinase 9 (CDC2-related kinase) (gene cdk9). Gene Ontology annotation, biological process: protein phosphorylation. Gene Ontology annotation, cellular component: nucleus. The transcript is spliced from 7 exons. Gene Ontology annotation, molecular function: ATP binding; cyclin-dependent protein serine/threonine kinase activity. Bases 20 to 1201 code for a protein of 393 amino acids. The record is from RefSeq and is a predicted model, not a curated record. Lineage: Eukaryota; Metazoa; Chordata; Actinopteri; Cyprinodontiformes; Rivulidae.